Molecule: messenger RNA, 1325 nt
Organism: Acipenser ruthenus (sterlet)
Lineage: Eukaryota; Metazoa; Chordata; Actinopteri; Acipenseriformes; Acipenseridae
Product: GTP-binding protein Di-Ras1
Exons: 2
Coding region: 283-879 (198 amino acids)
Biological process (GO): signal transduction
Cellular component (GO): plasma membrane
Molecular function (GO): GDP binding; GTP binding; GTPase activity
Source: RefSeq, a predicted model, not a curated record
CGAGAGAGCGAGAGAGAGAGAGAGAGAGAGAGAGAGAGAGAGAGAGAGAGAGAGAGAGAGAGAGACUGCAAUCAAGAUCGCCCGCUAUAGGACUCAAUACAGCAGUACGUGAAUACGAUAUACCAUGAACUAGGGGUUGUGUAUUCAUUUUUUAAAUUUAGUAAACAAGAAGGAGGAGGACACGAGGGAAGACAGAAAUCGAAAAGUAAGGUCUGAAGAAGAAGAAGAAGAAGAAGAAGAAGAAGAAGAAGAAGAAGAAGAAGAAGAAGAAGAAGCUGCAAGAUGCCUGAGCAAAGCAAUGACUACCGCGUGGUGGUGUUUGGGGCGGGGGGAGUGGGCAAGAGCUCGCUGGUGCUACGAUUCGUCAAAGGGACCUUCCGGGACACCUACAUCCCCACCAUCGAGGACACCUACCGGCAGGUGAUCAGCUGCGACAAGAGUGUCUGCACCCUGCAGAUCACCGACACCACCGGCAGCCACCAGUUCCCUGCUAUGCAGCGGCUCUCCAUCUCCAAGGGCCAUGCCUUCAUCCUGGUCUACUCCAUCACCAGCCGGCAGUCCCUGGAAGAGCUCAAGCCCAUCUACCAGCAGGUCCUGCAGAUCAAGGGCAGUGUGGAGAGCAUCCCCGUCAUGCUGGUGGGCAACAAGUGCGACGAGACCCAGAGAGAGGUGGAGACCAAGGAAGGGGAGGCCCAGGCCCAGGCCUGGAAGUGUGCCUUCAUGGAAACCUCGGCCAAGAUGAACUACAACGUCAAGGAGCUCUUCCAAGAGCUGCUCAACCUGGAGAAGAAGAGGAACAUGAGCCUCAACAUUGACGGCAAGCGCUCAAGCAAGCAGAAGAGGGCGGACAAGAUCAAGGGGAAGUGUAGCGUCAUGUAGACAGAGCCAGGGGCUGGGGUGGAGUGGAAAUGGAAGUAGGGAGGGCUGGGGGGAGGGGGCGAGGAAGGACACAUCCCAUAGCAUAGCCAUCAUCACCUCCUCCCCUGAUCCGCAUUAGGGGAGCUAUAUUUCAGUACUGAAUAUUCUUCCCAUCAACCAGGCAUCUAAUCCCAACUCUGAAGCAGUUUCAUUCUCGUUAUUUCAGAGGAGUGCAUUGCAGUAAUCUCUCUACACAGGAAGGAGAGGGAGGCAUGAUGUACAGGAGGAAGGUUACGAGAAGGGGGACUGGACAGGGUUAGGAGGAAUCAGGGAGUCUGGGACGGAAGAAUCACCACUGCAUAACCCAAACUCACCUCCAGCAGCAACCACUCAGCCACUGACCUUGCAUCCAGCUCCAACUAAAGAUGCUUAUACAGAGGAGAUCCAGGAUGAGUUGAAGAGAUAAG